This is a messenger RNA of Sander lucioperca (pikeperch), 1770 nucleotides long. RefSeq names its product cell surface glycoprotein CD200 receptor 1-A. Lineage: Eukaryota; Metazoa; Chordata; Actinopteri; Perciformes; Percidae. The transcript has 7 exons. The record is from RefSeq and is a predicted model, not a curated record. Gene Ontology annotation, molecular function: signaling receptor activity. The coding region runs from base 362 to 1285 and encodes 307 amino acids. Gene Ontology annotation, biological process: regulation of neuroinflammatory response.
CCUGUGUGGGAGAAAAAUGCAGAUGCUUUGGGUGGAAAGCAGUUUGGAGAGAGGGGAAGAGAAAAAAGGAGGGAGGGAUUAGUUAGUCACAUGUCCUUUAUAUUUCUUUAUUAUGAGGGGUGUCAAGGAUGUUCAGUUUGUCUGGAUGGGGUGGAGAACCUGCUUUAAUCAAACCCUGAGCUUAUUGGGCUUAAAUAGAGAAGGUGAAAUUCACAAAUUAGGGUAAAUGCGUGAUAGCCCAGGUAAAACCACGCAAUUCAGUUUGAUGUUACUGGAUUUAGUUGAAGACCUGAUGUGUUUCUUACUGGUGUGAGAGGCUCUGUGGUUGACUGUUAACAGAGGAUCCUGAAGACAACUAGCGAUGAGGGAUAUGAUGAUCUGUGCCGCGAUUAUCUUCUCGUUGUCUGAAGCAUGGAGCCUAGAUCCAGGAACUAAUCAAAGUACCUCUGUGAACUCCAGCACUUCUUCUCCUAAAAGUUUUGUUGUCAGAAAUUCAGCUUUCAACCUGGGGAGUGAAGUUAACCUGACAUGCAGCAAUAAAACAUGGAACGAGAUGAUGUUUGUUACCUGGACUAUAACAUUAAAAAACAAACACUGUAGUAUAGGGUAUAGUAAUGAAGGCCGAAGCGAUGACCUCUGCAAAGAUGGAAAGUCACUCCGAAACACAUCCAGCGCUCAGUCAUACCUGCACAUCUCAAACUUUUCCAAUAACGACGUGGGGGUCUACAAUUGUGAGUCGGUUUACACAGGAGGAAACGACAAUUAUCGCAUCCAUGUGGAUAUCAAAGUUGGUCCCCAUAUAUCAGCCUGGUUAGAGUUUAAGGACAACAAGAUGGUGGCAGUGUGCAAAGCUGAAAGAGGAAAACCUGCUGCCAACAUCAGCUGGAGUCAUACGGGAUACUCAUCGACUGUGGAACCUGGCUUAGAUGGAUUUUUUACAGUAGAAAGUCGCCUGGAGCUGCUUGAGGGAAUGGAUAAAGAAAACCUGAGCUGUGCCAUCAGGCACCCGUACUGGAAAGAGGAAAAGAUUUUGUGGCCAAAAAAACAGUUUAAAGAUAAGAUUCCUUGGCUGUGCAUCCUUAUUGUUGCUGUAAUCAUUGUGCUUUUGGCAGGAAUUUUAUUAUUUGCACAUAAGAAACUCAUAACAUUGAGGCGAUGCCAGCGGACGGAAACUUCACCAUCUAAAUCUCCACCGACAGAAGAUGUGGAGGAAGUGGAGCCUUACGCCAGCUAUGUUCAACGUGUGAACUCUAUCUAUUGCUCAUCUGCAGAUUUGUUCACAUAAAACCAUGCAUCACACUCUGAAGGCUGAAGGCUGUGAAACUGAAGGCUGUGAAACUGAAAAAUAGUAAAGAUAGAGAAUGAGAUGAAAGACUUCCGAUAAGAGAGGGAAGCCUCUAAGUUUAAUUCUGCCUAAACAAAACUCUUGACUGAUGGAACAGGGGAUGUACGUGUCACACAGUGGCGCUUUAAUGCACAGCAUGCAGUCCACUGGGUAUAGGUGUCAUGGAUAAUAUUAAUAAUAAACUACAAAUGCAAAGAACCGCUGAAUUGUAAAGAAUCCCGCCUUCAGCCGGACUUAGCACGCCAAGACUACCGAACUUUAGAUGCUCACCUUUUAAUGGAUUCUUGCUAAGUAAAACCAGUAAAAGUCCAAAGUAACAGGUGUAAAAUUGCCUUAAGAUGAUGUGGACAAUAUAAUGUUAAGUAUCCAUGUAAUGUCUUAAUGUAUAAUUAUGUAUCUGUUUAAAUUAAACGCACAUCUGAACA